GUGAUGUCACUGAUAAUGGCUCCUCCUCUUCCUCUGGUGUUUCUGCUCAUGAUUCACGGAGGUUUCAGUGAUGAUGCUGAUUGGGGUGUGAGUUACAGUCCUUCACACAUCUGUGCACUAAAGGACUCAUCAGUGAUAAUGAGCUGCACUUAUACAUACCCUACUGGAUAUCAGAUCAUGAAAGUGUUCUGGACAAAAGGUGCUGUAAUAAAGGGUGAAGAGCCUCCAGAUCUGUCUAAUGACCCUGAAUACAGUCAGAGGCUUCAGUAUCUGGGAGAUAAACAGCAGAACUGCACCAUCAGACUGAGUCAUGUGACACUGAAGGAUUCACACGUGUACUAUUUCAGAUUCAUCACUGAUAAAUGUCAGUGUAUUAGAGGAUAUACUGGUGAUCCAGGAGUGACUCUUACUGUCACAGAUCUUCAGGUGGAGUCUCCUGAGAGAGUGACAGAGGGAGAUUCAGUCCGUCUGACAUGUAAAAGCAGCUGCACUCUGACUGACAGAGCAACAUUCAUCUGGUACAGAAACUCACAGCCAUUAACUGAGAGAAGAGACAGAAACAAUGAACUCCUGCUGCAGUCAGUCAGAAGAGAGGAUGCAGGCAGAUAUAGCUGUGCUGUACACGGACACAAUCACAUCUCUCCUGCUGUUCAGCUCAAUGUCACGUAUCCUCCAAAGAGUGUCUCAGUGUCCAUCAGUCCAUCUGGUGAAAUAGUGUCAGGAGAUUCAGUGACUCUGAUCUGCAGCAGUGAUUCAAACCCUCCUGCAAAACUCUACUGGUAUAAAGGAGGAACGUUUGUAGGAUCUGGAAGAAUCUACAGCAUCUCAAAGAUCAGCUCUGAUGACAGUGGAGAAUACAAGUGCAGAUCCAUCAAUGAACAUGGAGAGAAAUACUCUGAUACUCUGACUUUAAAUGUCAUGUAUCCACCAAAGAGUGUCUCAGUGUCCAUCAGUCCAUCUGGUGAAAUAGUGUCAGGAGAUUCAGUGACUCUGAUCUGCAGCAGUGAUUCAAACCCUCCUGCAGAAAUCAGAUGGGUUAAAGGAAGAAAGUUUGUAGGAUCUGGAAGAAUCUACAGCAUCUCAAAGAUCAGAUCUGAUGACAGUGUAGAAUACAAGUGCAGAUCCAGAAAUAAACAUGGAGAGAAAUACUCUGAUGCUGUGACUUUAAACGUCAUGUAUCCUCCAAAGAGUGUCUCAGUGUCCAUCAGUCCAUCUGGUGAAAUAGUGUCAGGAGAUUCAGUGACUCUGAACUGCAGCAGUGAUUCAAACCCUCCUGCAAAACUCUACUGGUAUAAAGGAGGAAUCUUUGUAGGAUCUGGAAGAAUCUACAACAUCUCAAAGAUCAGCUCUGAUGACAGUGGAGAAUACAAGUGCAGAUCCAUCAAUGAACAUGGAGAGAAAUACUCUGAUCCUGUGACUUUAAAUGUCAUGUGUGAGUUAAUGAUUGUUCAGUAACUGUGACAUUUAAUC
This is a messenger RNA of Megalobrama amblycephala (Wuchang bream), 1470 nucleotides long. RefSeq names its product B-cell receptor CD22-like. NCBI's taxonomy places the organism in Eukaryota, Metazoa, Chordata, Actinopteri, Cypriniformes, Xenocyprididae. The record is from RefSeq and is a predicted model, not a curated record. The coding region runs from base 4 to 1455 and encodes 483 amino acids. The transcript is spliced from 6 exons.